AUGUCGAGCGCGGCCUCCCGAUGUCGUCCGAACGCAAGUUUCUCCCUCUUGCGUUCACCCUCUCCUCUACACGACAGCCUUUCAAACGACAUGGCGUGGGAUAUCGGCAACUUGGACCAGGCUCAAACGAUGAGUCGCAUACGCAGCCAUUAUGGGGAGGAUUGGUUCCCACAGGACGAAGAUCUACGUUGGGAGUUCGACGAAACUCCUGAGGGAUAUGAUCUACUUCCUGCGGCGGGCAUUUUUGCGACCGUUCGGCGCGGCGAUUUCGUCUGGUACGCCGGGAGUAUCGGGCCGCUGGACCAUCGCGCGUUGAACCAGCAUCGCCAGUUCGAAUACACGCCCGCCGAAACGGAAGGUGAAGGUCAAGACGCGCCGGGCGCCGACAAUGCAUCGGACGCCGAUGUGGACGAACACCGCGCUGACGACCCCAAUGCCUUGCUGCCGCGGCAAAAUCAGCAGGUUUGGUUAGGCCAGAUUCGCGAGAUCUUCAGCGCGCCAGCUGUCGGCCAAGAAGGCGAGGAGGCUGCUCGCACGUAUGUCCUGAUGCGCGGCUACGCGACGGGCGACUAUCUCAGGCAUGCCUUGCCUACGCGGUGGGAAGCCGUGUCAGAGUACGGACUGGUGGAUAAUAUGCACGGUCGUGAGCAUGUGAGACUCGAUACCUGGGAGUUCUGUCGCGCGCACGACAUCGUGGCGUUGGCCGAGCCUGUAUACAUGGACGACGCGACGGCACACCUUCCUCCUCCGCUCACAUCCACCACGACUGCCCGGGCAUUCGUCGCAGCCGGCGUUGUUCACUACGUUGAUGAGAUCCGCAACUCCACGGCGCACCGACCACUCGAGCACAGGCGCCCGCCCGGGUAUAGCCCGAUAGCGUGCGAGUACGAGGAAUGUACGGAUCGCCGGUACAACCGUGGAACGCAGGAAGUGGCCCAAUGCCUGGUCUGCAGGAGUUGGUUCCACACCGACUGCUUGGAGCUGGCAGAAGCCGCCGUUGACUGGGAGAGGGCGCGCGUGAAUUGGAACGGCGGGCAAGCGCAGGGACCUCCAAUCAGACGCGAGCCAAACUUGGACGCGGCCGAGUUUCUACCAGCGGCGCGUGGGGUCUGGAUCCGCGCGGACGUGCCCGUCAAGACUUGGGGCCGUGCCACGGACGCUGUUGAGCGGGCUAAGUUGGAGACGCUGGCGCAAGACGGCGAGAUCGGCUUAACGGAUGGCGAAGGUUUCAAAACGCGCUUCCGCGCUCGCAUACAAGUAGGCGGCGGCGGCGAAUUCGGUGGUCUCAUGACAGGCGGGGAAGUGGAGGAGGCUCAAACGUACAUACAGGAUGAACACAACUGGCUGCUGUACAAGUGUAGGGUUUGCGCAUCGGUUAUGUAA
Molecule: messenger RNA, 1383 nt
Organism: Peniophora sp. CBMAI 1063
Lineage: Eukaryota; Fungi; Basidiomycota; Agaricomycetes; Russulales; Peniophoraceae
Source: the annotation of a GenBank genome assembly